GGGUCUAGGCAACCAACCCAGACACAGCACAGCCAGACCAGAGAGUCAGGGCAAGAUGCAGUGCUGUGUGCCUAGAUGCAGGAAUAGGGGCCACCGGGGGCGCCCCGCUGAGUGCAGGUGUGCAGGACCUCGUGACUGGCUUAGUCACCAGUGGAAAAGAGUGACAGACAUGCUCCCUGGAAGAAAGAGAAGGAUGGCCGCAGGGAACACACGGGACUUAGAGAAGGACUCGCCAGACUGCCUGAGCCCAUGUGAGACCACAGGGCAGGUACCUCAGACCGGAAAAGAAGCUGAGCCCUCCCUGGAGGCAUAUAUGGCCCUGCAAGUUUCCCAGGACAAUAUGGGAGUGCCUGACGCCCAGGGAAGGCGGCAGCCUCCUCCCAAACCCCCACGUAGGAACAAGGGCAGAGUCAUCUGGUACUCAGGGUCCUGUCCUUACAGUGACUGGCCCCCUCUCCUAGAGGACCAACCUCAGGUCGGGCCAGGUCCCCAGGAGCCUGAAGGGGAACUGCAACCUGUGCAGCAGAGUGCCCCCCUGCUCCUGAGCUGCCAAUUCUGGCUGUGGCCCCAGAGCCACCCCCCAUGGAAGUUGCCCCCCCAUCUGAAGAGGUCUGCUGCCUGUGGUUCAUUCAAAUUCUACUUUACCUCUUGUGGAACUUGGUGUUCUCUUAAUGCGGUCUGAAUAAAGUGUUGUUCUAUGGA
Molecule: messenger RNA, 702 nt
Organism: Erinaceus europaeus (western European hedgehog)
Lineage: Eukaryota; Metazoa; Chordata; Mammalia; Eulipotyphla; Erinaceidae
Exons: 3
Coding region: 56-682 (208 amino acids)
Source: RefSeq, a predicted model, not a curated record